UUUUUUUUUUUUGUUAUAAGCGGCAAAGCUCUGGUAUUCCGGUAAGCGAGAUUAGUGAUAACCGUUUGAUCAAUACUGCGCUAUCCUCCUCAGUGUGGAUAUAGUUAGAGUUAUGCCAAGCUCGAACAUGAAUAUUUUCUAAGAGACUCCGUUUAUCCUUUAAUGUUCGCCAUAAAAGAUGCCACCGAAGAGAAAGAAAGAGAGUGUGCCGAAGAAAGAAAUCGUGCAGGAGCCGGAAUCUGAGCCGGAGCCGGAAGUCGUGGUGACGACCGAGCCGGAACCCCCGAAACAGGUGUCUUUGCUCACCGGAGAACCUUAUGGACCUCGAGUUCGUAUUAUCAGCGAGAAAGCCGAGGAGGAGAGCUCGGAUGAUGAACCAGAAUCGCAGAGCGAGGAAGAGAGAUAUCAAGAAGAUCAAUUGGAAGUGCCUUCCGAAUUCUGGCACAUACAAAAGCUAUUCAAGUACAUGAAGGCUGGCAAUCAGACUGCCACUAUGGUGUCUUUGUGCUUAUUGAAGGAUUAUGAUCUCACUGACAAGAUCAUACAGAAGGCCAUUCAAGAAAUGGGCGGUCUUGAGGUUCUGGUGAAUCUCCUCGAGACAAAUGACAUUAAAUGCCAAAACGGUUCGUUAUCGGUUCUACUACAAAUCGCAACUUCCACAGAAAUGAAGAGAUAUUUAAUUGACUUGGACAUCGCAACGCCGUUAAUUCAAAUGCUGAAGCAUCCUGCUAGAAAUAUUCAGAUUUUGGCAGCCGAAACGAUGGCCAUUAUAGCUCGGAUCAGGAAGGCCAGAAAACAGAUCAGAAUUCGCGGUGGAAUACCUCUCAUAUUAGACGUGAUGGACGUGCCGGACGAAGUUCUCCGUCGACCGUACGACGAAUUGAGCGAAGCCAGUAAAGAACUUGUGACAGUUGCCAUAGGUUGUGCCAAGGUCUUGGAUUCUUUGGGCAGCAGCCCAAAGAUCAAGGAGGAACUUCGCAAACACGGCGUCGUUCGCUUGAUGUCGCGUUUUCUGAGAUCAAAACACACCCAGCUGAUCAUACCCACGAUGGGCGUCGUGCAGCAGUGCGCUGACCUGAACGUUUUCAGAGAAGCGUUCGAGCGAGCGGGCAUCAUCGAUGACCUGGUGCGACAUUUGAAGAAUGACAAUGUGAAGCUAAAGGAGAACUCUGCCCUGGCCAUCUUCAAGUGCGCCUCGAGUCGGGAAACUCGGGCAAUGGUGCGUCGAGCCGGCGGUUUAGAUCCACUUUGCAAACUCGUACAGAGCGAUGAGGUGUACGCCAACAAGCGCCUGCUGGCCGCGGUCACCGGCGGUGUUUGGAAGUGUGCCAUCAGUCCAGAGAACAUAAUGAGGUUCAAUCAGAACAAUCUGGUCGCGUCGCUGGUGCCCCUGCUCGAGGAGAACGAGGACGAGCGAGUGUUGGCCAACGUCGUGGGUGCUCUCGCUGAAUGUUGUAAAGAUCCCGCUAACAGGAAUGUCUUGAGAAUUAACGAGGGCCUGCCGAAACUGAUUAGACAGUUGAGCGCCACGUACGAGCCGUUACUGGAGAACGUGCCGCUGGUGCUAAAAGAGUGCGCCGUCGAUGAGAGAUGCAUGGACAUUAUUAACGACCAGGAGCAUCGGCUGGACGGGGUGCGGUUGGUCUGGUCCCUGCUGAAACACCCCAGUGACGUGAUCAAGCGUAACGCCUGCUUCGCCCUGGUACCCUGCAUCCGGCACGCCAAGGACUCGCCGGAGAUGGUACGCGCCUUCGUGGGCGGCCUCGAGCUCACGGUCAGCCUCCUGGAGAGCAAGGACACGGAAGUGCUCAGCGCGGUCUGCGCCAUGAUCGCGGAGAUCGCCACUGAUCCCGAGAACCUGGGCAUCCUGACGGAUCAUGGCGUUGUGAAGAAACUAGCUGCUCUUGUGGAAACUGAUGAUGAAAAUUUGCGCGCUAAUCUAACAUUAGCGAUAGCCUAUUGCUGUGAAUGGAAUCAAAAUAGUUAUGAAUUCGGCAAAUUGAACGCGGUCGCGCCGCUCGUUAAUUACAUGACCAGCAAGAACAAGAACGUGUUGAAGGGUGUUUGCAUUGCCGUGUACCAUUUGAGCAAGGAGCCCUUAAAUUGCGUGACCAUGCACACCUGCGGUGUUAUUAAGCACGUAUUGCGCUUGGUGGGCUCGGAUGAUCCAGAGGUACAGAUUGCAGCUGCGUCCACUAUACGUCAUAUAAGGAAGCUCGCAUUGACAGCAGAAAAAUUCCACUUCAAAGAAAUGAACUCAUUACAGGAAAUCGAUUUCCGUUUAUGAAGGAUAUCCUGGUACCAGCAAGAGAGAUAGAAAAAAAAAGGAAGCAUUUAAAAUAAAAACAUAUUUAUUGUGGUGCGCGUAGUAAUUUAUAAUUUUUGUCAAUAUCUCUAAAUUUACAAUUUUAUUUAAAACCCGUUUGUUUAUCCUCCUUUCGGUAACAACCAGUAACACCAUAUGAAAAACUUUAAGAGUGAUGGAAGAAAGACAUAGAAAAAUUGCCCUCAGAUUUUCGUAGGAUCCACAAAUGGAAUACCGAUUUAAUCGGAUACGUAGUCAUUAAUUAUUAAGUUGUACAAUAUCAAGAUGGUGGCUUAAUUUGAGCAAUAUACACAUAUUCUAAGCUUGUAUCUGUACUUCAAAAUCGAAGCUAUUCGAGGACGUAAGAAUAUUAACAAAUACGAAGAUAAUUGCAUGCAAGUUACGACGCAACCUCAUACGUGUGAUUUACAAAUUUAAACUAAUUGUGCGUGUCGUUUUAUUGACGACUAACUAGAAGGCAUAAUUCUCGAUUAUUUUCGAAAGAUUCACCUUAUUGUGAUGGACAAU
Molecule: messenger RNA, 2833 nt
Organism: Pogonomyrmex barbatus (red harvester ant)
Lineage: Eukaryota; Metazoa; Arthropoda; Insecta; Hymenoptera; Formicidae
Gene: gudu
Product: Armadillo repeat-containing protein gudu
Molecular function (GO): protein binding
Source: RefSeq, a predicted model, not a curated record